ACAUAAUUCACAAAAAACCCUAAAAGUUUUAUUUCUUUUUUAGUGGAAUGUUUUUUAAUAAUUUAUUCUUUGCAUAAAGGAGUUUCAGAUGGCCUUUUUCCAGAAAAUCUUCAGAAUUUGUUCAUGUAGAAAAGAAUUUCUGCAAGAUGUUUCACCUUAAUCCAAACUUCCGCAUUCCUGAGUUGAGCUCUAUUCUUCACUCUAAAUUAGUGGUAACUCCAGAAAUUUAGUGGCAUAAAAUAUUGUUGCCCCCACCUGAAAAUCUCAUUGACACAAGCCAUUUUUGAUUCAGCAGUACCAGGUAGUAAAAUUUAAAAAACCUAUAAGCAGGGCCCAGCGUGGUGGCCAGGUGCCAGCACUUUGGGAGGCUGAGGCAGGCAGAUCACCAGAGGUCUGGAUUUCGAGACCAGCCUGACCAACAUGAAGAAACUCCAUCUCUACUGAAAAUACAAAAUUAACCAGGCAUGGUGGCUCAGGCCUGUAAUCCCAGCUACUCCAGAGGCUGAGACAGCAGAAUCGCUUGAACCUGGGAGGCUGAAGUUUUGGUAUUGUUGUCUCCAAGCCAGAACUGAUCACCUGUCUGGAGCAAGGAAAAAAACCUCUGACCAUGAAGAGACAUGAGAUGAUUGCCAAACCCCCAGUUAUGUGUUCUCAUUUUGCCCAAGAACUUUGGCCAGAGCAGAACAUAAAAGAUUCUUUUCAAAAAGUGAUACUGAGAAGAUAUAAAAAAUGUGGACAUGGCAAUUUACGGUUAAAAAAAGGAUGUCAAAGUGUGGAUGAGUGUAAGGUGCACAAAAGAGGUUAUAAUGGGCUUAACCAAUGUUUGACAACUACCCAUUGCAAAAUAUUUCAAUGUGAUAAAUAUGUGAAAGUCUUUCAUCAAUUUUCAAAUUCAAACAGACAAAAGAGAAGACAUACUGUAAAAAAACCUUUGAAACAUAUAGAAUGUGGCAAAGCUUUUAAACAGUCCUCAACCCUUACUACACGUAAGAAAAUUCAUACUGGAGAGAAACCCUACAAAUGUGAAGAAUGCGGCAAAGACUUCAACUGGUCCUCAACUCUUUCUACAGAUAAGAUAACUCAUACUAGAGAGAAACCCUACAAAUGUGAAGAAUGUGGCAAAGCCUUUAAGCACUCCUCUACCCUUACUACACAUAAGAUAAUUCAUACUGGAGAGAAAUCCCACAAUUGUGAGGAGUGUGGCAAAGCCUUUAACUGGUCCUCACAGCUUGCUAGUCAUAAGAUAACUCAUACUGGAGAGCAACCCUACAAAUGUAAAGAAUGUGGCAAAGCUUUUAACCAUCCCACAACCCCUUCUUCACAUAAGAAAACUCAUACUGGAGAGAAACCAUGCAAGUGUGAUAAAUGUGGCAAAGCCUUUAUUUUUUCCUCAUCUCUUAGUAAACAUGAGAAGAUUCAUACUGGAGAGAAACCCUACAAAUGUGAAGAAUGUGGCAAAGCCUUCAGAUGGUCUUCACACCUUACUACACAUAAGAGAAUACAUACUGGAGAGAAACCCUACAAAUGUGAAGAAUGUGGCAAAGCCUUCACCUGUUCCUCACAGCUUACUAGGCAUAAGAAAAUUCAUGCUGGAGAGAAACCAUACAAGUGUGAUAAAUGUGGCAAAGCCUUUAUUUUUUCCUCAUCCCUUAGUAAACAUGAGAAGAUUCAUACUGGAGAGAAACCCUACAAGUGUGAAGAAUGUGGCAAAGCCUUCAGAUGGUCAUCACACCUUACUACACAUAAGAGAAUUCAUACUGGAGAGAAACCCUACAAAUGUGAAGAAUGUGGCAAAGCCUUCAGGUGGUCCUCACAUCUAACUACACAUAAGAUAACUCAUACUAGAGAGAAACCCUACAAAUGUGAAGAAUGUGGCAAAGCCUUUAAGUAUUCCUCUACCCUUACUAAACAUAAGAUAAUCCAUACUGGAGAGAAAUCCUACAAAUGUGAAGAGUGUGGCAAAGCCUUUAACUGGUCCUCACAGCUUGCUAUUCAUAAGAUAACUCAUACUGGAGAGCAACCCUACAAAUGUAAAGAAUGUGGCAAAGCUUUUAACUGUCCUGCAACCCUUUCUUCACAUAGGAAAACUCAUACUGGAGAGAAACCAUACAAGUGUGAUAAAUGUGGCAAAGCCUUUAUUUCAUCCUCAAACCUUAAUAAACAUGAGAAGAUUCAUACUGGAGAGAAACCCUACAAAUGUGAAGAAUGUGGCAAAGCCUUCACCCAUUCCUCACACCUUACUAGGCAUAAGAAAAUUCAUGCUGGAGAGAAACCAUACAAGUGUUAUAAAUGUGGCACAGCCUUUAUUUUAUCCUCAACCCUUAGUGAACAUCAGAAGAUUCAUACUGGAGAGAAAUUCUACAAAUGUGAAGAAUGUGGCAAAGCCUUCAACCAUUUUUCACACCUUACUAUACACGACAAUUCAUACUGGAGAGAAAUGCUAUAAAUGUGAUGAAUGUGGCAAAACCUUUACAUGGUCCUCAAGCCUCCAUAAACAUGGGAGAACUCAUGCUGGAGAGAAACCCUACAAAUGUGAAGAAUGUGGCAAAACUUUUACUGCAUCCUCAACUCUAAGUGAAUGUAAGGCAAUUCAUACUGGAGAGAAACCUUACAAAUGUGAAGAAUGUGGCAAAGCUUUUAACUGGUCCUCAGACUUUAAUAAACAUAAGAGAAUUCAUAUUGGACAGAAACCAAUAAUGUAACAAAGCUUUAUUUUUUUAUUUACUUAUUUUUGAGAUGGAGUUUCACUCUUGUUGUCCAGGCUGGAGUGCAAUGGUGCAAUCUUGGCUCACCAUCACCUCCAUCUCCCAGGUUCAAGCAAUUCUCCUGCCACAGUCUUCCUGUGUAGCUAAGAUUACAGGCAUGUGCCACCACACCUGGCUAAUUUUGCAUUUUUAGUACAGAUGGGGUUUCUCCAUGUUGGUUAGGCUGGUCUUCAGCUGCCAACCUCAAGGGAUCCACCCACCUUGGCCUCCCAAAGUGCCAGGAUUACAGGCAUGAGCCACUGCACCAGGCUGACAAACCUUUGUAAGGAAGUCCUCAACACUUAUUACACAUAAUUCAUACUGGACAGAAACCCUACAGGUGUGAAGAAUUUGGCAAAGCCUAUAACAAGUUCUCAAUUUUUUUUUCUUUUUUUGAGAUGCAGUUUCACUCUUGUGACCCAGGCUGGAGUGCAAUGGCAUGAUCUCAGCUCACUGCAACCUUAGUCUCCUGGGUAGCUGGGAUUACAGGUGCCCACCACCACACCCAGCUAAUUUUUGUAGUUUUAGUAGAGAUGGGGUUUUGCCAUGUUUGCCAGGCUCAUCUCAAACUCCUGACUUCAGUUGAUCCACCCACCUUGGCCUCCUAAAGUGCUGGGAUUACAGGCAUAAGCCUCCAUUCCUAGCCAUAAGUUCUCAAUUCUUAAGAGACAUGACAAUAAUUCAUGCUGAAGAGGAACUCUACAAACCUAAAAGACGUGACAGUGCUGUUCCCAACACCUCCAACUUUUCUAUAUAUAAAAAAAUUAUACUAGUGUGAAAUUGUAGAAAUGUAUAAAAUGUGACAAAGCCUUUAUUUGGUUGCCACACUUGAUAAAUAUAAAAAAAUAAAAAAUUGUUUAAAAU
Pongo pygmaeus (Bornean orangutan) is the source of this 3608-nucleotide messenger RNA. RefSeq names its product zinc finger protein 486-like. The record is from RefSeq and is a predicted model, not a curated record. Bases 608 to 2446 code for a protein of 612 amino acids. The transcript has 3 exons. Lineage: Eukaryota; Metazoa; Chordata; Mammalia; Primates; Hominidae. Gene Ontology annotation, molecular function: DNA-binding transcription factor activity, RNA polymerase II-specific; RNA polymerase II cis-regulatory region sequence-specific DNA binding. Gene Ontology annotation, biological process: regulation of DNA-templated transcription.